Molecule: messenger RNA, 1320 nt
Organism: Gastrolobium bilobum
Lineage: Eukaryota; Viridiplantae; Streptophyta; Magnoliopsida; Fabales; Fabaceae
Exons: 8
Coding region: 255-1115 (286 amino acids)
Biological process (GO): exonucleolytic trimming to generate mature 3'-end of 5.8S rRNA from tricistronic rRNA transcript (SSU-rRNA, 5.8S rRNA, LSU-rRNA); U1 snRNA 3'-end processing; nuclear polyadenylation-dependent mRNA catabolic process
Cellular component (GO): cytoplasmic exosome (RNase complex); nuclear exosome (RNase complex)
Source: RefSeq, a predicted model, not a curated record
AUGACAUAUUUGCGACAGAGAUACCGAUAAAAGUUACUGAACAUAUUUGCGCCGCUUCUCACUCUCGUGUCUCACGCUCAGACGCUCUCACCCUAAUUUAUUGGAACCCAUUUUCUCUUAAGUCCAACGAGCAACUCGAAGUCCCUCACCGCCGGUCACCCAUCUGUUCUCACCGCCGUUCAGUUGAGAUUCGUUGUCAUUUCACCACCGCAACAACAUCUUCGUGGGUUUCCAUUUUUGUGGUUUAUCAAGGAAUGGUGGGUUUAUCCGUUGGAGAACAACAUUUCAUCCAAGGAGGCGUUGCUCAAGACCUUCGUAGUGAUGGUAGAAAGAGAUUGAGUUAUCGACCAAUCUAUGUUGAAACCGGAGUCAUUCCUCAGGCAAACGGUUCAGCUAGAGUCAGAAUGGGUGGGACAGAUGUCAUUGCUAGUGUAAAGGCUGAACUUGGAAAGCCAAGCUUAUUGCAACCUGACAAAGGGAAAGUCUCUAUACAUGUCGAUUGCAGUUCGACUGCAGAGCCAACUUUUGAGGGUAGAGGGGGUGAUGAGUUGUCAGCAGAAUUGUCAAUUGCUCUUCAACGCUGUCUCUUGGGUGGUAAAAGUGGAGCAGGUGCUGGAAUUGAUCUCUCCUCACUUACUGUUAUUGAAGGAAAAAUUUGUUGGGAUCUGUACAUUGAUGGGCUUGUUGUUAGUUCAGAUGGAAAUUUGUUGGAUGCUCUAGGCGCUGCCAUUAAGGCUGCUUUGAGCAAUACGGGUAUUCCAAAAGUUCAAGUUGCUGCUGGUUCUUCAAGUGAUGAGAAACCAGAAGUUGAAGUGAGUGAUGAGGAGUUUCUGCAAUUUGACACAUCUGGAGUCCCUGUUAUAGUUACACUGACCAAGGUUGGGAGGCACUAUAUUGUGGAUGCCACAUUAGAAGAAGAAUCACAAAUGAGCUCUGCUGUUUCUCUUUCUGUAAAUAGGCAAGGGCACAUUUGUGGUGUAACCAAACGAGGAGGUGCAGGUCUGGAUCCAAGUGUCAUUCUUGAUAUGAUAUCUGUUGCUAAGCAUGUGAGCGAGCAGUUAACAAACAAAUUGGAUUCAGAAAUAGCUUCUGCUGAAGCUGAAGAUGAGUCAUGACAUAGAACAUUGUGAUAACUAGGAUGCAUUGUACACAUUAAUUGAUUAAUGGUUGACUUGGACAAAAUUCUGUAAUUUGAUAACAACUAGGCAUUAAAGCUAUUACAUGUAUGUCAGAAUGUAAUGCAAUGGUUGUGUGAUGUAAUGCAAGAUUUUAAGUUGCGGACUGAUGUGGUACACAAUGUUUAGAUGAGGUUUGCAAUCG